Molecule: messenger RNA, 649 nt
Organism: Fundulus heteroclitus (mummichog)
Lineage: Eukaryota; Metazoa; Chordata; Actinopteri; Cyprinodontiformes; Fundulidae
Gene: atp5pd
Product: ATP synthase peripheral stalk subunit d
Exons: 6
Coding region: 109-594 (161 amino acids)
Biological process (GO): proton motive force-driven ATP synthesis
Molecular function (GO): proton transmembrane transporter activity
Source: RefSeq, a predicted model, not a curated record
CUAUAGGGGGCAGUAGUGACUCUCUGCUGCUUCACUCACUGCAGCUCAAGAAAAAGGACUUCCGUUCCUCUGCUCCGUCACUCAGCUAUCUGCAGUGAGAGAGUCAAGAUGGCAGGCCGUCGUGCAGCCCUGAAGGCCGUUGACUGGUUGGCAUUUGCUGAGCGGGUCCCACCCAACCAGCGGAGCAAGUUCAACGCUUUGAAGACCCGCAGUGAUGCCAUCGCUGCAAAACUAGCCACCCUGCCUGAAACUCCUGCAGCCAUCGACUGGAGUUACUACAGGAGUGCUGUGGCUAAACCGGGUCUGGUUGACGAGUUUGAGAAGAAGUUCAAAGCACUAAAGAUCCCUGAGCCCGUCGACACACAGGCAACCAUCAUCAGUGCACAGGAGGCUGAGGCUAAUGAAAGUGCAAAGGCCUACAUUGAGGCAUCAAAUGCCCGUAUCGCUUCGUAUGAGAAAAAGCUGGAAAAAUUUAAGAACAUGAUCCCCUUUGAACAGAUGACCAUGGAGGAAUAUUACGACGCCUUCCCUGAGACCAAGUUGGACAAGGUCAAAAAUCCUUACUGGCCUCAUAAGCCCAUUGCAGACCUGUAAUGUCACUACCAGGCACUUGUGUCUCAAUAAAGAUUAUGUAUUUUAAGGAGAAUAA